Callorhinchus milii (elephant shark) is the source of this 1245-nucleotide messenger RNA. RefSeq names its product protein inhibitor of activated STAT, 2 (gene pias2). The transcript has 9 exons. The record is from RefSeq and is a predicted model, not a curated record. Gene Ontology annotation, biological process: regulation of transcription by RNA polymerase II; protein sumoylation. Bases 43 to 1245 code for a protein of 400 amino acids. Gene Ontology annotation, molecular function: zinc ion binding; SUMO ligase activity; transcription coregulator activity. NCBI's taxonomy places the organism in Eukaryota, Metazoa, Chordata, Chondrichthyes, Chimaeriformes, Callorhinchidae.
GGCGGGGGGAGGCGCGAGUUGCAUGAUGGGACGGGCCGCAAGAUGGCGGAUUUUGACGAGUUGAGGAAUAUGGUUUCGAGUUUUCGGGUCUCGGAACUUCAGGUGCUGUUGGGAUUUGCUGGACGUAACAAGAGCGGGCGCAAACAUGAACUCCUGGUGCGAGCUCUGCACUUGCUAAAGAGUGGGUGCAGCCCGGCCGUUCAGAUCAAGAUCAAGGAACUGUACAGGCGGCGAUUCCCCAGGACUAUUGAAAGCCUCGCCGAUUUAUCGGCCCUCAAGUCUCCAGCCUUCCCCCUGGACACUACCCCACCAGCAGACUCGGAGUCGGGCUCUGGCACUGCCCUCUCCUCGGCCUCUACCUCGGCCGCCUCCCAGCCCUCCUCGCCCCUGGUCAGCCCCCUCGUGCUGCACGACACCAAACCCAGUGUGGAAAUGCAGGAGGCGUCCACCUCCAUACACCCUGUCCAUCCGGACGUCCAGUUGAAGAGCAUCCCUUUCUAUGACGUCCUGGAUGUGCUCAUUAAACCUACUAGUCUCGUGCCAUCAAACAUUCAGCGGUUCCAGGAAAAGUAUUUCAUCUUUGCGUUGACUCCCCAACAAGUCAAAGCGAUCUGCAUUUCCAGGGACUUCCUGCCGGGUGGCAGACGAGACUACAUUGUGCAGGUGCAGCUAAGGUUCUGUCUGGCGGAGACCAGUUGUCCACAGGAAGAUAACUACCCCAACAACUUGUGUAUAAAAGUGAACGGGAAACUUUAUCCAUUGCCAGGCUUCACGCCACCACUUAAGAACGGUGUUGAACAGAAGCGACCCGGGCGGCCGCUGAACAUCACAUCUCAGGUCCGUCUUUCCUCAGCUGUCCCCAACCAGAUCUCUGUGUCCUGGGCCCCGGAAAUGGGCAGAAAUUACUCGGUCUCCGUGUACCUGGUGAAGCAGCUGACGUCGGCCGUGCUACUCCAGAGGCUGCGGAACAAGGGGAUCAGGAACCCCGACCACUCCAGAGCCCUGAUUAAAGAGAAGCUGACGGCUGAUCCCGACAGUGAGAUUGCUACCACCAGCCUGCGGGUGUCCCUCAUGUGCCCUCUGGGGAAGAUGCGGCUGACAGUGCCGUGUCGAGCUGUGACCUGCACGCACCUGCAGUGCUUCGAUGCCGCUCUCUACCUGCAGAUGAAUGAAAAGAAGCCCACGUGGAUCUGCCCGGUGUGUGACAAGAAGGCCACGUACGAAAGUUUAAUAAUAGACGGGUGA